Molecule: messenger RNA, 2259 nt
Organism: Durusdinium trenchii
Lineage: Eukaryota; Dinophyceae; Suessiales; Symbiodiniaceae
Source: the annotation of a GenBank genome assembly
ACACUACAAUUUUAAGCAUAAAUACAUUGGAGGUGCUCGAACAAUCCCAACAUGUAUGGUGCCUUUGAGACUUUAUCGGGCUGCACCUGCACCUUCAAGAAUAUAGCUCUUGGGCUCUAGAAUGCAAGCAGUCGCUUCAACCGAAACUGCGGCACACUGGAUUUCAAGGGUCCAGCAGAUCGCCAGGCAUGGACGGUGGGAGGAGGUUUUGAGGUACUUGGCUAACAAACCUUACGAAGUUGCAUUGGAAGUUGUCUACAGCAUAGCGAUAGUUGCUUGUGGCCGAUCUUCUCGCUGGGAGUGGGCUUUAAGACUUUUGCACAAACUGCAGAAGACAACAGAGACAAAUGUGGUUGUUGUCGGAUCCACAAUGGGUGCUUUCCGCAAAGCUGGCCGGUGGGAGCUGGCCAGUCUUCUGUUGGGAUUGCAAUGCCGAGUGCAACUCAAUACUGUUGUUUACAACGAGGCAAUUGCUUCCUUUGCAGGAAUGUGGCAACAAGCAGGAUUAUUGCUAGACAAGGUGCAGAACGGAUGGGAAGCAGACGUGAUAAGCUACACGGCACUACUCAGUGAGAAGAUGCAAUGGGAUCGAGCAUUCGCUCUGUUGCACUCGAUGAGCCACGCUUUGUGGAUUCAAGCAGACACGAUUCUUUACAAUGCAGCCAUCGCUCCGAGUGUAAAGGCACGUCGAUGGGAAGAGACACUGACCCUAGUCAAAGAAAUCCAGAAACAAGCACUACAACCAGAUGAAUUUUCGUUCAAUAUGGCUUCUACUGCAUGUGAGAAAACGCGAUGGCAACAUGCACAGCAGUGUGUUCGAUGCCUUCGUAAUGCAAACCGUGUGGGCUCCAUCAGCUUUAGUGUGGCCCUCAAGGCAUGCAGCUGGACAGCAUGCUGCGAGAUGCUUCAAGAGCUUUGCCAUGUCACGGUGCAGGCAGACUUGAUGCUCUACAAUAUUGCUAUGACACAAGUUUCUGCAAACUGGGAGACCGCUCUAGUGCUGCUACAGAGCAUUCAUCGGCAACUUCAAGCCGACACUGUCUCUUUCAACUCUGCAAUCAAUGCAUGUGGGAAGAGAGUCACAUGUUGGGCCCAUGCGCAGCAUUUGCUGCAGGAUCUUAAUACCCAUCUGCGGGCAGAAUUGGUGUCCUAUACCUCAGUGAUUGAUGUAUACAAGGAUCUAACCCGUUGGCCUGGAGCUGUGGUGCUUUGGGAAGAGCUGCAGACCCGGAACCUCAAGACCGACAUCACUUGCGCUUCUGCUGUAUCUGUUCUAGACUGGAGAUUAGCUGUUCUUUCCCUCUACAUCUCUGAGCGCAGGAGCAUCAAGUCUGAUUCAAUUGCAUAUAAUGAUUGCAUGAGUACAUAUAGCACCAAAGAGGAAACAUGGCAGCACGCAGAAGAGCUCUUAGCGAGAAUGGGAACCUUGAAUGUGCAGAUCAACACGAUCACUUUGAACACGGCACUUCACAAACAAAGCAAAUGGCAAUGGCAGAAGGUGCAGUUGUGCAUCGCCAAGCUGGAGGAAUCAGACUUGGUGACUUUGAGUGAGGCAUCAGUUCUUUUUGACAGGGCUGGAGAGCAGUUGCAAGCAGCCUCAUCUUUGGGAUCACUUGCAACUACAUGUCAGUCCGAACUGAAGCAAAAAGGUUCAGAAGGCAAGCAGGAGUUUGCGAUAGAAGCAAUAAUAGAGGUCAACCGCUCAUGCACAGUAAGUCAGAUUCCCCAUGCACCGUUGCAUUUUUGUUCAAGUGGCCUGGCUAUGUCGCACUACCGAACCUAAUGGGGCCAUGCUAGAAUGCAGCCGCAGCUUUUGCUAAUAGCAGGAUGUUUACUACUAGCGCGCGGUGUUGAACUCUUGGACGUGGAGAAGGAUGUCAGAGUCCAGGCUGAGACUGCAUCGUACUGACUGAGAGGGCGAUGCAGUGGGGAAAACUUACAAAGUACUUAGCUUUGAUCAACUUCACGGAUCAAUACACUCAGCCGACGUUUCUUUGGCCUGUGCGUAGUACUACUUUAAGACCCCAGGAGAGGAACUUGGCUUCGGCAUUAUCCUGGUGUAGGCCUAUGGCUGCUUGGAAGUUGCGCCUACUCAAUACUUCUCAGUUUUCUGAGAUAACAAUACCUCAAUUAGCUUUGCUUCAUGCUUCUCAGCGUCGUCUUUGUAGUCUUCAAUGGCUUGCAGUGCCUGACCUUGCUGACUUGUGCAAAAAUUUUCGGCGAUUGCAGCCCUCAACUUUCUCAGGUAAACUGUUUCCC